Messenger RNA from Cyprinodon tularosa, 2216 nucleotides. It is a transcript of the gene slc15a4, whose product is annotated as solute carrier family 15 member 4. Lineage: Eukaryota; Metazoa; Chordata; Actinopteri; Cyprinodontiformes; Cyprinodontidae. Gene Ontology annotation, biological process: oligopeptide transport; transmembrane transport. Gene Ontology annotation, molecular function: transmembrane transporter activity. Gene Ontology annotation, cellular component: membrane. The record is from RefSeq and is a predicted model, not a curated record. The coding region runs from base 225 to 1955 and encodes 576 amino acids. The transcript has 9 exons.
ACCUGAGUGUUGCUGCUUGUAAUGAGCGCUGUGUCACGGGACAGGACUGUGACACUGUUGUUGUUAGGCUCCACUUCUCAUUUGCUAAAGUAUUUGCUUCUAACAGGAGAAACUAAACGCUUGAGCGGAUAACUUUAACUGGAGUGACGAAGAAAAGAGUUUAAUUAAUUCAAGGGCUUGACUUACUUCCAGGGCUGGUUUUGUUUCCAUCAGCUCUGCUGAAAAUGGAUGAGAACAGGGAGGCCAAUGAGAGCAGCCCGCUUCUGGAUUCAGGAAACCGAGCUUCAGCACCAUCAGUGUUCCAGGGAAGGAGGCUAGCAUGUGCUGCCAUCCUGCUUGCUGAAUCAUUAGAAAGGGUGGCAUUCUACGGCAUUACAGCCAAUCUGGUACUUUUUCUCAACAACAGUCCUUUUUACUGGGAGGGCACUGAGGCCAGUCAGGCACUUCUGACCUUCAUGGGAAUUACUUACCUGAUUUCACCGUUUGGUGGCUGGCUGGCAGAUGCAUAUGUUGGGAAAUUCUGGACUAUUGCUGCAAGUUUAAUUCUGUAUUUUAUCGGAAUGCUAUUUUUCCCUUUUAUUUCAAAAGCUGAAACAAGGACACAUUUAUGUGGAGAAGAGACGGCGUUUCCCGUGCAACCGGCUGAAUGUCUUAACAGCACCGCUCCAAAAAAUGUAACUUGCUCAUGGCGCAGUCCAUAUUGUGGCUCAGUAAUCUACAUUGGACUGCUUUUUAUUGCACUUGGUGUUGGUUCUGUGAAGUCCAACAUCACUCCUUUUGGGGCAGAUCAGGUCAAAGACAGAGGACCAGAGGCCACGCGCAGAUUCUUCAACUGGUUCUACUGGUGCAUUAACUUAGGAGCUAUCCUGUCUCUGGGAGGUGUGGGAUACAUCCAGCAGAAUAAUAGCUUCGAGCUUGGUUACAUCAUCCCAGCGGUGUGCCUCGGAGUGUCCUUCCUGGUCUUUCUUCUGGGUCGUACUGUUUUCAUCACAAAGCCCCCCGACGGCAGCGCCUUCUCAGAUAUGGUCAAGAUCAUUUCCUUUGCCUGCUGUUCACAGAAACCAAGACAGCCAAACUUGCUUCGCAAUAAACCAACCCUGCUUGAUACUGCAAAGUUAACCUACGGAGGGAUAUUUCCUGAGGAAAAAGUGGAGGAAGUGAAAGCAUUAGUGAAAAUCCUUCCAGUUUUCUUUGCCCUUGUUCCGUACUGGAUGGUGUAUUUCCAGAUGCAAACGACAUACAUCCUGCAGAGCCUCCAUCUGAGGAUUCCUGGCACACCCACAAACACCUCGGUGAACAAUCAGAUGAAGUUUACCUUCCCGACCGCAUGGCUUACCAUGUUUGACGCAGUGCUCAUCCUCAUGCUCAUUCCUCUGAAAGACAAAGUAGUGGACCCCAUCCUGAAGCGCCGUGGCCUGCUGCCCUCCUCUCUGAAGAGGAUUGCUGUGGGGAUGUUCUUUGUUAUGUGGUCAGCCGUGGCAGCGGGUAUUCUGGAGACCAAACGGCUCGAAAUUGUUAAAACCAACGGGACCAUAGACCAGGUGCUUGGUAAAGUUGUCUUCCAUGUUGCAGAUCUACCCAUCUGGUGGCAGAUUCCUCAGUAUGUGCUGAUUGGAAUCAGCGAAAUCUUUGCAAGCAUUGCAGGUCUGGAAUUUGCCUAUUCUGCAGCUCCCAAGUCCAUGCAGAGUGCGAUUAUGGGGCUCUUCUUUUUCUUCUCUGGGAUUGGCUCAUUCGUGGGCUCAGGUUUGCUGGCCAUCGUUUCUGUCAAGGGGAUCGGCUGGAUGUCUUCUCACAAAGACUUUGGAAACAUAAACGAGUGCCAACUGAACUACUACUUCUUCCUCCUGGCAGGCAUCCAGGGCCUCACAUUGCUCGUCUUCCUCAUUGUUUCUGUCAAGUAUGACAAACAGAAGAGCAAAACAGAAAGUCAGCGACAGAGAUACUCCUCCUCUUGACCUUAGUACCAAGACCACCAGCCUCCUAUUGUCGCAGUGCCAAAAGAUGUAUUUACUAACGAUUAAAUAGCAUUUUUCUUUGUUAUUAUUUUUACAUCGUGAAUAUAUUCUUAUUUAUCCUUGUUUUACCUUUUUGAUCCUCUUUCUCAUACAGAGGUUUUCUGACAUUGACUGACUGUUUUCAGGUACCGCCGACUGAAAAGGAAUUGUUUAAAGUCGUAGGGAAAUCAUGUUUGAAUGUCAAAUCAUUCUGGGUUAAAC